Messenger RNA from Carassius carassius (crucian carp), 1320 nucleotides. Its product is annotated as arylamine N-acetyltransferase, pineal gland isozyme NAT-3-like. Gene Ontology annotation, molecular function: acetyltransferase activity. The record is from RefSeq and is a predicted model, not a curated record. The coding region runs from base 406 to 1248 and encodes 280 amino acids. The transcript is spliced from 2 exons. NCBI's taxonomy places the organism in Eukaryota, Metazoa, Chordata, Actinopteri, Cypriniformes, Cyprinidae.
AGUAGAGACAUUAGCCUACACAAAAGAUUAGGCCAUACUGUAUCUGCCAAACUCAUUUUAGCAACAGUCACAAGACAGGAAGUAUCUGCCACAGUCAUUUUAGCAACGGUCACAAGAGAGGAAGCAUAUUGCGUAAUGGUCUGAAAAUGAAACAAACAGAUCAGCAUUGGUUUGAGUGUUCAUCACGGCUCUUCUGUGAAACAAUACUUUAAAAAGCAGUAGUAACGAAUGCUGUGUGUUGAGUCGUACAGAAAUGUUCAGCCUUUGUGGAUUUUGCCCUUUGUUUAUCAAAGUUAAUUUAUUACUCUGUGGUUAAAGUGUGUGUCAUUCAGUCUUCUCAUUUUGCAGACAUUCUGAGUAUUGUGCUUCCUUCAGCUCUCACUGGAUUCGUCUUAACGGGAUAUAAUGGACCUGAAAGAGUACUUGAACAAGAUUGGGUUUACUGGCCAAUAUGACAAAGCUGACCUGGACAAUUUGUUCACCAUCCACAAGCUGCAUGUUAUGAAUAUUCCAUUUGAGAACCUCAGCAUCCAUUCUGGCGAGAAGAACACUAUGGACCUGCACAUCAUCUAUGAUAAAAUAGUCAAGAGCAAUCGGGGAGGCUGGUGUUGUGAAAACAACCACUUGUUCUCAUGGGUCCUGAAGGAGAUGGGUUACAAAUUCACUACACUAGGCUCCAAAGUGUUCACCUUGGACUCUCAUCUCGUCAAUCUGGUGGAGAUUGAUGGGAAGCAGUACAUUGCAGAUGUGAGCUUUGGAGUGUCGGGCCAAAUCUGGCAUCCCUUAGAGUUGAUCUCAGGUAAAGACCAGCCACAGCCUCCAGGUGUAUUCCGCCUCAUAAAUAAUGGGAUGCAGUGGGUUUUGGAGAAGACCAGCAGGAAGAAAUUGAUCCAAGAUAAGGCCUUUGAUGAUUCCAGCCUCAUUGAUAAACGGCUCACCAAAACAUUAUACUCCUUCACAUUAACACCCCGUGAUGUAGAUCAUUUUCGAAAGAUGUCCGAUUGCCUGCAGAUUAGUCCAGACUCUCUGUUCAUGCUCAAAUCCAUUUGCUCCCUUCAGACAGCCACAGGCUUCAGAGCUCUGAUUGGUUGGACGUACAGCGAGGUCACAUUUAAAGAGAAUUCAGACUUGGUGGACAUGAAAGAAAUCCCAGACUGUGAGAUAGAGGCUUUACUAAGGGACAAGUUUAACGUGGUGUUAGUUAAUAAAUUCACACCCAAAAACAACAAAGCUAAUUAUUGCAUCUAGUACUCAGCUCAUCUAAUUUUAGUAAUCAUUGUGAUUUUCUUGAAUAUUGAGAUACAAAUUGUGCUCUCUGAA